Molecule: messenger RNA, 846 nt
Organism: Eremothecium gossypii ATCC 10895
Lineage: Eukaryota; Fungi; Ascomycota; Saccharomycetes; Saccharomycetales; Saccharomycetaceae
Gene: RXT3
Product: Rxt3p
Exons: 1
Coding region: 1-846 (281 amino acids)
Source: RefSeq, marked provisional
AUGAGCAUGACGGCGACUACAGAGGGCGAUGACGGGUACAGACGGCGGCAGUCGGAGAUCUACAGAAUGCAGGAGACGCUGCUUGACACAACACAAACGGCUGAGACGGCAGGCGCGGCCGAGCGCGUGCAGGAGGCGGACCCGGACGGACAGGGGGCGGGCGUCGACUCGGGCGAGCUGCUGGAGGUUGUGGAGCGCCACUACGGGGCGCGGCGGUGCGCGCUGGGGACGAUACGGUACGAGGCCGCGCGCGCGGGCCGGCUGACGGGCGGCGCGGGCGCGGCCCUGCCGUUUCCGUACGAGGUGGGGCAGCAGACCGUGCCGGUGCCGCUGCUGCCGCGCAUGGGCACGGCAGCGAUCAACAGGCUCGUGACGGUGGAGCUGAGCGCGGAGGACCUUGAGAGCGCGCUCGCGACGGGCGAGAACGCACGCGUGCGCAACCGGGAGCUAUGGGGGGUAGACGUGUACACCUGCGACUCGGACCCGCUGCUGGUGCUGGUGCACUGCGGGGUGCUGGACGCGGAGCUGAGCGGACAGGGCGCGGGCAGCGGGCCGCGCCGCCGCACGCCCGCCAACCGGGCGAACCCCGACUGCGUGACGCGCGGUGUCAGUGCCGCGCCGAGCGUGCGGCGCGGCGCGUACCACUUUGACGUGCGCGCGCAGCUGCUCAUGCUCCCCCCUUUGCAGCGCUACGCAAGCGCCGAGCGGUUCGGCCUGCAGUCACGUGAAUGGAAUACCCUGCACGACGGGCUAAGUUACGGACUAUACGAGGUGACGAUAUUGCUACGGGACCCGACCCUCAGGGAUGUGGGCGGUGCGGACCAGAUUACUAAGGUGGACUGGUAG